This is a messenger RNA of Pedinophyceae sp. YPF-701, 3660 nucleotides long. NCBI's taxonomy places the organism in Eukaryota, Viridiplantae, Chlorophyta, Pedinophyceae. The record is from the annotation of a GenBank genome assembly.
AUGGCGGAUCUGCGCGAUCCGCGUCCCCGCCAUUUGCGGCCCGCGCCGCUGGGCAAACCCCAGCAGUGGAACGAUGGUGGCCCGGACUCGCCAGAGCGCCUCGCGCCCUCCCCGCGGCCACGCGCGAGGGGCCCCUUCGAAACCCCGGACCCGGCGGCACCCGGAGCGCGGCGUGCUCGCGCGCGCCCCGCGCAGGCAGCGCCCGCGGACGGGGGCGCCAGCGGGCGCAGCUUCACUCAACGCAGCAGGCCCCCCGGGACGCGCGAAGGCCACAGGGGGGGCGUGGUCGCGCAGCCGCCCGCGUCGGCCGACGGGUUCGACUGGAGCGAAGUGGACCGCCAGCUGGACACGGUGAAGGAGCAGUACAAGUCCCCGGCCUUCGACGCGCUUCCGCAGAUCCUCAGCAUCGUCAACGACUUCAACCCUGACCGCGCCCUGGACAAGGUGCGCGGCCAGCAGGACCGUGUGGAGGCGUUGAUCGACGCCGUCGUCCCGCGGUACCGCGCGGGCUUCACGAAGGCCAUCCACAACUACUCGGACAUCCUGCGCCUCUUCCUCAGCUCCCAGGACGAGCUCCGGUCCCUGCGGUCCACUCUCGACGAGGCGCAGCGGCGCCUGGGCGCGCAGGCGUCGUCCCUGCUGACGCACUGGCGGCGGCAGACCGAGCUCUCUGAGCUCAUGAAGCUCCUCGAGGCGGUCGAGGCCCUCCGGGGGUCUCCCGCGAAAGUAGAAGCGCUGACGCAGAAGGGAGCGCUGCAGGAGGCCGUCGCGGUGCUGCUGGACGCGUGCGCGAAGGCGGCGCGGUCCGAGCUCGCGGGGCUCCCUGCGCUCGCGGGCGUGCGGGCCGGUCUGACUGACGCGCGGGGGCGUAUUGAGGGGUGUCUGCGCACGGCGCUGGAGGGCCACGUGUGGUCGGACGCGCCGCGCGGGUCGCGCGCGCUCGCCGCGCAGGUGCUGGCGGAGGAGCUGGAUCUCGAGGAGCUCGCGGCGGGCCUUGUGCGCGCGCGGCGGAGCGGGGCGGGCGAGCGGGAGGGCGCGUCGCUGUCGUUGAGCGAACCGCCGCCGCCGCCCGCGCACGCCCCCGCCGGCAGCGUCGAGAACGACCUCGACCAGCUGCUGUCGUGCCUCGCGCAGCUCGGCGCGCUCCAGGACAGCGUGGAGUGGGUGCGGGAGUCUGCGGCGGAGGGCGUCGACACCGCGGUGUUGCGGGCCGUCGCGCGGACGGGGGGCAAAGCGGGUCUGCUGGCGCGGGGGUUCCGGCCAGGAGCGAGUCCGCUCGAGGGGAACGUGGUCGUGGGGAUGGACGCCGAGGCGGCGUGGCUGGCCGCGCAGGCGACCGGCGACGUGUUUACGCGGGCGCUGCAGGCAGUGCAGGCAGUGGGGCGCGUGUGUCUGCGCGUGGGGCCGAUGCACGUGCCGGCCUUGCCGCAGCAGAUCCGGGACGUGAUGCGGCCGCGUGCCGCGGAGGCCGGCGGCGCGACGCCGGCGAAAGCGAGCAGCGUCCGCAAGGAGGGGGGGGGUUCUGGGAGCAGGGGGGGAGUCCCGAGUGCGAAGGAGCUGGUGUCGUGUCUGCUACUGACGUGGUACGAGGCGCACGGGGCGUGCGCGGCGGCGGUGGCCGCGCUGGUCGGCGGGGAGCAGCUGCUGGGGGGGUCUGACAAAAACGCCCCCCAAACGUCGUGGAUGUCGUGGUGGUGGGGUUCCACCGGCCAGCAGAAUGCCACGCAAGGGGAGCGCAAGAAGUCGCUGGGGUUCUCGAUCGAUGUCGAGCUCAGUGGCGAUGCAGGCGCAGGGCGCACCGCCAGCGGCGGCAUCUCUGACGGGCGCGUGGCGGCGUCCGGGCGCGGCGAAACGAAGCUCAGCCGCAGAGAGAGCAUCGGCGUCGAGAUCGUCGCGGCCGUGGGCGCGGCGCGCGGGUCGCCGAGCCUGCUCCCCGUCGUCGCUCAGCUGGUGAGCGACUUCGCGGUCGACUCGUGGUCCGCCGUGGAGCACUGCGCGGCGACGCUGGGCGUCGACAUCUCGGGCAGCCGCGUCAACGCGCUGCUUCCGGCCGGGUGCGGCUCAGGGGGCCCGUCUGGCGGACCGCUGGCGGCAUUGAUGCGGCGGGCGGGCGAGGAGAUCUGGCUGCCGUACAGCGCGCAGGCGAUCCGCCGGCACGCUACUGCGCGCGAUGCUGUGCGCGCAGUCCAGCCGGAGGGCCGCGUCGCGGCCGCAGGACUGCCCGGCGGGGCCGAGAGGCGGCCGCAGGCGUCGCAGGCAGCGGCGUCGACGCUGACGGCCGGGGCAGCGCUGCAGGCGCCGGGACAGUCCGUGACGGCGAUCGCACAGGAGGUGGCCACCUCGAUCACGUGGUGGGCGUCGAGGCUGCCGGACCUGUCCGAGCGGCUCGUGCCCGUCCUGGAGGAUGCUGCUGCGCGCGUGCUGUGCACGUGCCACCAAGCCAUGUCCUCCGCGAUCUCGCCGAACUCCGUCGCGGCGCACCUUGCCGCGGACGCAAGUUUCACGGGUCUGGCCGCCCGCGAGCCGGCCGCGCGGAUCAUCACGGGCACCAAUUCUACCGCCUUCCACUUCACCCCCCUCCCGCGCGCGUCAUGCCAGGACGUUUCGUCGGCGAUGGCGCCCUUCGCCCGCGACGCCGCGUCGCAUCAGAACCAGGACGACGAGGUAUCCGCGCGGGAGGUCGCGAAGGUCACCUUGAACGCUUGGAAGCGGCACCGCAACACGCGCGCGGCCUCCUUCUCCGGCGGCAGCACCGCGCUCGCCGCGGUCUCCUCGAGCACGUCAGGGCUCCUUCCAUCCGAACAGAGCGUCGAGAUCCUCGCCGCGACGGUGCUGAGCACCGAGGCGGCAGCGGCGCACUUCCGCACCGCAGGGCUGCGGCUCGCGGGGGGCGCGGGCGGGGGCAAGCAGCUGUCCGAGGCGCUCUCGAAUGUGCUUGCGCGGAUGGAGGCGCUCGUCGGGCUGUGUCUGCGGACGCUGCGGGCCGAGGGCGGGCUGCUGGCUGCAGUGCGCGUUGGCCGGCUGCUGUCGCGGCCUCUGGUCGCGCGGCCGCGGGAACACCGCGUCGUCGACGAGGACGUCCUCGGUCUGCUCACGAGCCUGAAGGGGUUCGCGCAGGCGCUGGAGGGCGGGGCGGGUGCCGCGGGGGAGCCUGCGUCCGGCACCGGGGCGGCGGUGUCGUACGCGGUGGGGCUGGCGGGGGCGGCGGCAGGCGUGCUGCUCGUGGAGGGGAUGGCGGCGACCACCGAGGCCACGCGUGCGGGCGUGCAGCGGAUCCUGUGGGACAUCGGCGCCCUCGGAUCGGCGCUGCAGGGCAUGCUGCUGCCGAUGGUGUCUCCGGACAACGCGAACGCGGCGCUGUCGGCGGCGGAGCGCAGCACGGGAUCAGAGGGCGCCGCGGGGUCGAGCGACGCGUGGCAGCGGUGGGCGUUCGAGUCUCUUGAGGGCGUGGAGCACGCGCGGCGGUACUGGGAGACUCUGAUGAAGGCUGUGGACGAGGUCGCGCGGCCGGCGGUCGUCAAGUCCCUCCUGGGCAAGUACACCGCGCUGGAGCUGCGCCGGCUCUUCGAGGUCAACGUCCACGAGCGCCCCGUGUCCGCGGAGGCCAUGGCGCGCUACUGCAAGCUCCUUGGCGUGCCGACACCAUCCGAGCAGUCGUGA